AUGGUUGAAAAUAUCAUCUUGGACCUUUGGGUAGACGCACAAAAGAGGUUAUUCACUAUUACUGCAUAUCAAAAGUAUGGCGGUGCUUUCAACGAAGCUGUUCUUGACCCUUCAAAAUGGUCAGAAAUAUUGGAAAGGUCAUUGGAGGAAAGUGAAGGCCCUUUAAAAGAGAUCUGCAGAAAGGUCGGCCGUCAUAUUGAAGCGAUUCAAUCAGCUAUCAAUAUUGCAAACGAAGUCUUUCAAAUUGUAGCGGUGCUAAUGAGAUUAUUAGAGAAAGGGAUUAAGCUUGCAUUCAAGGAGGACACUGAGCUUAGCAAACUUCUGUCCGAGAUGCAAUUCGCGAAGAAUCAGGUCGACCGGUGCAUUGAUACUGCUAAUUAUCGAGAGAUCAAAAGGGCGGGUGCAAGCAUCGAAGCGAUUGACAAAAGUUUCAGUCGAGAGGAGCGCAACGAGAUUCUUGAAUGGUUGUCCUCAUUAGAUUUUGAGACUAGACAUGGGGAACUGUUAGGGCGGGUAAAGGGACGACCAAAUGCUAGAAAAAAGCUAUUAGACUCAAAAGCUUUUCAAAACUGGACGGAAACACCUUCCUCAAAGCUCUGGUAUACAGGAAAACCGGAAGCUGGUAAGAGUGUGUUAGCGUCAAUCAUAAUACUGCAUUUGCAAAAUGUAGCAACGAAGGACAAGUCUGAACCUGUAGUUGCAUUUCUUUACAUGUCUCAUAAGCGCGAGACGACAGUGCGAGAUCUUCUUGGGAGUGUCGUCAGACACAUUGUGGCAGAAAUGCCACUUAUUCUAUUCAUUAUAGAAGACGCAUGGAACGUGCAGACAAGCCGAAGUAAAUACGAUGGAAAGUAUCCCAAAACCCCACGAGGAAAUAUUGACAAAUUUCUUGUCCCAUUUGCUUUCAAAUAG
Molecule: messenger RNA, 912 nt
Organism: Sclerotinia sclerotiorum 1980 UF-70
Lineage: Eukaryota; Fungi; Ascomycota; Leotiomycetes; Helotiales; Sclerotiniaceae
Exons: 4
Coding region: 1-912 (303 amino acids)
Source: RefSeq, a predicted model, not a curated record